GUAUAUAAGGCCCAAGGAUCGGUAAUCUCCCAGCCAGAUCGUUAAGAAUGCUGGGCAAGAUCAUUUUCGUAGUAUCGGCUCUGGGACUCGUAGGGGCCCAGAUCCCGAGCCUGGGAUGGUGCCCGGAUUACGUGCCGAUGGCGAAUUUCGACAUGAACAGAUUUUUGGGUGUCUGGUACGAGGCUGAAAGAUAUUUUCAAUUGUCCGAAGUUGUCGCUCGCUGUGUUACCACCAAUUAUACCAAGGGGCCCGAUGGGAAGCUUAGAGUCAGCAACGAAGUGACAAACAGAUUCACCGGAAUCAAGCGAAUCCUCGAGGGCGAAAUAAAACCAGCUGCCUCGAAGGCUGAGGAAGGCAAACUUCACGUGAAGUACACCACGGUCCCACUGACACCGGAAACCCAGUACUCGGUACUUGAGACGGACUACGAUUCCUACGCCGUACUUUGGGGCUGUUCCGGAAUUGGGCCUGUUCAUACUCAAAACGCAUGGCUCAUGACCAGGGAACGUUCGGCACCUGGUACCGUUCUCCAGAAGGCUUACGGGGUCCUUGACAAAUACAAGAUUUCGAAAACCUUCUUCGUGAAGACCGAUCAGGCUGACUGUGCUUAUUUGAACUCAAAACCGUCGGAGGCAGCUGAACCAGCCGAGAAGCCAGAAUCGGAAGAACCCGAGAAAGAGGAAGCUGCCAAACAGGUCAACCUAAGGUCAGCAAUUACUCCUGAUGCUCCGGAAAUUAUUCUCCAAACGCGAAAGGCCGAAGAGAUGGAAAAGGCUGAGGCAGUCAAAUCGGAACCGGAAGUAGAGGCGGCAGUCGAGGAAGAAACAGCCCCAGUGAAGGAGGAGGAGAUCAAGGCAGAACCCGUACCGGAAGUCAUCCUCAAGGUCGCUGAUCAGGUAGCCGAAGAAAACGUUGAGAAAAUUGCAGACUCAGCCAAAGUGGAACCGGAACCCGAGGCAGCCAUGGAAGCUGAGAAAAGCGAAUCUUGAAACGUAUAUUUAAAUAUGGAUGCUCGGUAGGAUAAACGUUAGACACAAGACGCAUUCACAUGUCGAACGAUGAACAUUUCCAAGUCUGAGGCUCGUAGCGGUACUUGCCCCGAAAAACGGGGCAAGGCCAGUCUCGCCCAAUCGAGUGCCAAAUUUGUUUAUUUUCAAGUUGUCCACUCUGGAUUCUCGUACCAACUUGGCAAGAAGCUCGAACGAGCCAAUGAAAAAUGUACAAACGAAAAAAAAAAAAUUGAAUAAAUUGUUACAUAAAAUGAACCCAUUAAAA
This is a messenger RNA of Cephus cinctus (wheat stem sawfly), 1275 nucleotides long. Its product is annotated as apolipoprotein D. Bases 48 to 989 code for a protein of 313 amino acids. Gene Ontology annotation, molecular function: pigment binding. The record is from RefSeq and is a predicted model, not a curated record. The transcript has 4 exons. NCBI's taxonomy places the organism in Eukaryota, Metazoa, Arthropoda, Insecta, Hymenoptera, Cephidae.